AAUCAGGCUGGGAGCAGAGUGCAGCUGAUUGGCUGAAAAGUAACAUGUGAUGAAAACAAACAUGGCUGCGCCCAUGUUUGAACUUGGAGGGAAAGACUGUUUGUAACUUGCAUGUGAGUUUAACCAUGAAGCUGCCAGAAUCACAGUAAAGAGAUUUGAGACAAUGAGAUGCAGAGUGCUGCACACAGACAGUGCAGAUGGAAUCCAGGCUUGGGACACUGGGACAGUCUCAGGAGGCAUUUGAAAGAGCAAUGGCGACUACAGUGAUGAAUGUGCGGAACCUGUUUGAGCAGUUAAUGCGUCAUGUCGAUGGGCUAAAUGAGGGGAUAGAACCACAAUUCAUUCAGCUUGCUAAGAAUUUUGAAGAUUUCCGGAGAAAAUGGCAAAAGACAGAGCACGAUCUGGUGAAAAGCAGGGAGGUGCUGAUGAAGACUGAGACUGAGCGGAGCGCACUUGAAGUGAAGUUGAAACAUGCUCGCAAUCAGGUGGAUGUCGAGAUUAAAAGGAGGCAGCGGGCAGAGGCAGAGUGUGAAAAACUGGAACGUCAGAUUCAGUUGAUAAGAGAGCUGCUGAUGUGCGAUACAUCCGGCAGCAUUCAGCUCAGUGAACAGCAGAAAAGUGCUUUAGCUUUUCUUAACAACAGAACUCAAAUGUCUGCUGACGGCAAUGGGACUAGAAGAUUAUCUACAAUAGAUGAAUCUGGAUCUAUUCUGUCUGACAUCAGCUUUGACAAAACGGAGGAAUCGUUGGAUUGGGAUUCAUCUUUUGUGAGAAACGUGAGACUGAAGAAAAGAGAAAAGCGGCGCUCUUCCAGACAGCACACAGAGGGGCUCCCUGUUCCAUCAAAGAGAACCCGUUCGUUUGGAUUAGCUGUGGAUCCGGCUAAUGAGUCCAUAGUAACAAAAACAACUGUGACUGUCCCAAACAAUGGAGGUAUUAUCGAAGCUGUAUCGACUAUUGAGACUGUACCCUAUUACACACGCAGCCGAAGGCCUGCUCAGUUGCAGCCCUGGAGUAGUGACUCAAGUUUGAUGAGCAGACAAUUUAAUGAUCACCAUGAGACAGACAGCUGCAGAACUCCACAGAAUCAGGGCAUAAGACUUCAUGAUUUUGUGUCAAAAACCGUGAUAAAACCAGAGUCCUGUGUUCCUUGUGGUAAAAGGAUCAAAUUUGGAAAACUUUCUUUAAAGUGUCGUGAUUGCCGUGUUGUGGCCCACCCAGAAUGUCGUGAGCGUUGUCCUCUUCCAUGCAUACCUAAUUCAGGAAACACUCCUGUCCGUAUUGGAGAGGGUACCCUUGCUGAUUUUGCUCCAUCAACCUCCCCAAUGAUACCCCCUGUAGUGGUCCACUGUGUUAGUGAAAUUGAACAAAGAGGACUUCAUGAGACUGGAUUGUACAGAAUUUCUGGCUGCGAUCGUACAGUGAAAGAUCUAAAGGAGAAGUUUUUGAGAGGGAAGAGUGUUCCCUUACUUAGUAAAGUAGAUGACAUUCAUGCUGUAUGUGGAUUUCUCAAGGACUUUUUGCGGAACCUGAAGGAACCACUUCUCACCUUCCGCCUCAAUAAAGCCUUUAUGGUGGCAGCUGAAAUAACAGAUGAAGGUAACAGCAUUGCUUCCACUUUUCAAGCUGUUGAUGAGCUUCCAGCAGCAAACAGAGACACGCUGGCUUUCUUAAUGAUCCAUCUUCAAAGAGUGGCGGAGAGUCCGGACUGUAAGAUGAAUGUGACAAACCUGUCGAAGGUGUUCGGUCCAACACUAGUCGGUCAUGCAGUCCCGGAUCCUGACCCCAUGACUAUCCUACAAGAUGCAAAGCGGCAGGCACAGGUUGUGGAACGAUUAAUGUUGCUGCCAGGAGAUUUCUGGAACCAGUUCAUGAUGGUGGAAAACAUGGACCCCUCUCACAUAAUUGAAAAUUCAAAUGUUUUUAACACUCCACAGACACCUGAUGGUAAAAUUAGCAUGUUAGGACCUCUAACCACUCCUGAGCAACAAAUUACCAAAACUCCUUCCUCAAGCUCGCUCUCCCAGAAAGUUCGUUCUACUCUUGGCAAGAACACACCAAAGUUUGGAAGCAAAAGUAAAUCCGCGACCAAUGUUACACGACAAGGCAACUUCUUUGCCUCUCCUCUACUGAAAUGAAUUAGAACAGCAAAUUUGCACAACUUAUUUUAUAUGUACAUGGUUGUUGUUUUUUUUUAAUGCUUUUUAAUUAGUGUUUUGAGUUUUUUAUUAGUUAUAAAACAAAAAGCAUGCAAAACUGUAUCAUAGGUAAUACUGCACAACUAAAUAUUUUAUAUUAAGUGCUUUUGAAAAAAAAAUAGAAUAUUCAAUUUGUUUUUAUUUUUUUAAUAUAAACUUUAGUUUGAAAUGUAAGCUCCCCUCCAUUUACUAGAGGCCAAUCCUUUUUCUAACCUAGGGUGUUAAUGAAACAACCCACUUCAUGUAUACAAAUAUCAUCAUUUUAUGUUACUUAUAUUGUUUUUGACUAAAAUUUUUGAUAUCCAUGGAAAUAUAUCUUUAAAGGGAAGGAGUACCAGCUGUCAGGAUGACUAUUUUUUUUUUUUUAUUUUUUUUUUUAACUCUUUGCCCUGUCAGCUUAGUCUGUAAAUGUGUGUUAUGUGGUUUAAGACAUUUUGUAAAUAUAGCACUGAUAAAUUCUCUAACCUCAAAUUACACACA
This is a messenger RNA of Pseudophryne corroboree (corroboree frog), 2678 nucleotides long. RefSeq names its product Rac GTPase activating protein 1 (gene RACGAP1). The record is from RefSeq and is a predicted model, not a curated record. The coding region runs from base 198 to 2138 and encodes 646 amino acids. Gene Ontology annotation, cellular component: midbody; centralspindlin complex; cleavage furrow. Gene Ontology annotation, molecular function: GTPase activator activity. Gene Ontology annotation, biological process: mitotic cytokinesis; Rho protein signal transduction; mitotic spindle midzone assembly. The transcript has 17 exons. Lineage: Eukaryota; Metazoa; Chordata; Amphibia; Anura; Myobatrachidae.